AUGUCAAAUAAUACCACUGCUAGCAACACUGUAGACAACCAUAAUAAUAGUAAACCCAAGAUAAAAAAGACAUUAACAGAGAGUCGAAGAGCCGAGCAGAACCGUGCAGCACAAAGAGCCUUUCGACAGAGAAAAGAACGGUAUGUGAAGGAAUUAGAAGCCAAAGUGACUAGCAUGGCAGAUUGGCCAGCACGAAUGGAACGAUUAGAGAAAGAGAAUGAACAAUUAAAGCGAUACAUUAUUGAACUGGAACAACAAGUAGAAAAGCAGAAUAUGAAUAAACUAUUUACAAGACCAACACCAACAACACCAACAACGACAACAGAAAAGACAAAAGCAUUAGAUACAUUAGAUGACUUGAUGUCCAUUCUGAAAACUCAUCACCGACCACCUAUUCCCUCUCACCCACCUCCUCCUUCAUAA
This is a messenger RNA of Rhizopus microsporus ATCC 52813, 423 nucleotides long. RefSeq lists its product as uncharacterized. Gene Ontology annotation, cellular component: RNA polymerase II transcription regulator complex. The transcript has a single exon. Gene Ontology annotation, molecular function: DNA-binding transcription activator activity, RNA polymerase II-specific; transcription cis-regulatory region binding. Bases 1 to 423 code for a protein of 140 amino acids. NCBI's taxonomy places the organism in Eukaryota, Fungi, Mucoromycota, Mucoromycetes, Mucorales, Rhizopodaceae. The record is from RefSeq and is a predicted model, not a curated record.